This is a messenger RNA of Carlito syrichta (Philippine tarsier), 6656 nucleotides long. RefSeq names its product nucleoporin 214 (gene NUP214). Gene Ontology annotation, cellular component: nuclear pore. Bases 156 to 6434 code for a protein of 2092 amino acids. The record is from RefSeq and is a predicted model, not a curated record. Gene Ontology annotation, molecular function: structural constituent of nuclear pore; protein binding. Gene Ontology annotation, biological process: protein import into nucleus; RNA export from nucleus. The transcript is spliced from 36 exons. Lineage: Eukaryota; Metazoa; Chordata; Mammalia; Primates; Tarsiidae.
CGUCACCGAAGCGCGCCGGAAAUGCGCGAUCAUCUGAACGCCGCCGGCGCUGAGGCGGGGAAGUUGGCUUCUGGGCGGCCUGGGUUCGGCGGGCUAGGCUGCGAGCGGCGGCGGCGGCGGCGGCAGGGCUGCUUCGACAAACAGAGGGCAGCGCGAUGGGAGACGAGAUGGAUGCCAUGAUCCCCGAGCGGGAGAUGAAGGAUUUUCAGUUUAGAGCACUAAAGAAGGUGAGAAUCUUUGACUCCCCUGAGGAGUUACCCAAGGAACGCACAAAUCUGCUUGCCGUGUCCAACAAAUAUGGUCUGGUCUUUGCUGGUGGAGCUAGUGGGUUGCAAGUAUUUUCUACCAAAAAUCUUCUUAUUCAAAAUAAACCUGGAGAUGAUCCCAAUAAAAUAGUUGAAAAAGUACAAAGUUUGCUAGUUCCUAUGAAAUUCCCGAUCCAUCACCUAGCCCUGAGCUGUGAUAACCUCACACUGUCUGUGUGCACGGUGUCCAGUGACUAUGGUUCCAUUGGCGCUUUUUUUGAUGUCCGCACAUUCUCAAAUGAGACCAGACAGCAGAAGCGACCAUUUGCCUAUCAUAAGCUAUGGAAAGAUGCGGGAGGCAUGGUGAUCGAUAUGAAGUGGAACCCCACUGUCCCCUCCAUGGUGGCAGUUUGUCUGGCUAAUGGCAUUAUCAGUGUACUACAAGUCACAGAAACAGUGAAAGUGUGUGCAACUCUUCCUUCCACGGUAGCAGUAACGUCUGUGUGCUGGAGCCCCAAAGGAAAGCAGCUGGCGGUCGGAAAACAGAAUGGAACUGUAGUCCAGUAUCUUCCUACUUUGCAGGAAAAAAAAGUCAUUCCUUGUCCUCCAUUUUAUGAGUCAGAUCAUCCAGUCAGAGUUCUGGAUGUGCUAUGGAUUGGUACGUAUGUCUUCACCAUAGUAUAUGCGGCAGCAGAUGGGACCCUGGAAACAUCUCCAGAUGUGGUGAUGGCUCUACUACCGAAAAAAGAAGAAAAACACCCAGAGAUAUUCGUGAACUUUAUGGAGCCCUGCUAUGGCAGCUGCACGGAGAGGCAGCACCAUUACUAUCUCAGCUACGUUGAGGAGUGGGAUUUAGUGCUGGCGGCCUCUGCAGCUUCAACAGAAGUUAGUAUCCUUGCUCGACAAAGUGAUCAGAUUAAUUGGGAAUCUUGGCUACUGGAGGAUUCGAGUCGAGCUGAACUGCCUGUGACAGACAAGAGUGAUGACUCCUUACCUGUGGGAGUUGCCAUAGAUUAUACUAACCAAGUGGAAAUCACCAUCAAUGAUGAAAAGACUCUUCCUCCUGCUCCAGUUCUCAUGUUACUUUCAACAGAUGGUGUGCUUUGUCCAUUUUAUAUGAUCAAUCAAAAUCCUGGGGUUAAGUGUCCCAUCAGGACACCGGAGCGGCUCUCUUUAGAGGGAGAGCGACAACCCAAGUCACCAGGAAGUACUCCUACUAUGCCGACCUCCCCUCAAGCUCCACAGAAACUGGAUGCCUCUGCAGCUGCGGCCUCUGCCUCUCUGCCCUCUUUAUCACCUGCGUCUCCCCUCGCCAACUUCUCUUUGCUUUCUGCUGCUGGAGCCCCUGCUGUGUUCGCCUUUGGCUCUUCAUCCUUGAAAUCACCCACUUCUGUCACUGGGGAGCCCCCUUCGUAUUCCAGUGGCUCUGACAGCUCCAAAGCAGCCCUGGGCUCUGGCGCAUCUACCUUCUCUUUUGCUCCUCCUUCUAAAGCCUCCCCGACCCCCACCUCUGCAGUGUCUCCUAUGGCCCCGGCAGCUGCUUCAUUCCCUUUUGGACCAUCGGGUUUUAAGCCUACCCUGGAAAGUACACCAGUGCCAAGUGUGCCUGCUCCAAACACAGCAAUGAAGCCCACCUUCCCACCUUCAACCUCUGCGGUCAAAGUCAACCUUAGUGAAAAGUUUACUGCCAUGGCUGCCUCUUCUCCUGCUAACGCCUCGAUGCCACCAUUCUUUCCUGCCUCCAAGCCAGCUGCUUCUGGACCUCUCAGCCAUCCCACACCUCUCUUGGCCUCUUCAGGUUCCAUAUCAUUGAAGUCCUCAGUCACUCCCUCACCAUCAGGACGAUCUGCUCAGGGCAGUCCAAGCCCAGUACCCUCCAUGGUACAGAAAUCACCCAGGAUAACCCCUCCAGUGGCAAAGUCAUCUUCUCCUCAGGUGAAGUCACUUCAGCCUCCUGUUAUGGAAAAGCAGGGACAUCAGUGGAAAGAUUCAGAUCCUGUGAUGGCUGGAAUUGGGGAGGAGAUUGCACACUUUCAGAAGGAGUUGGAAGAGUUGAAAGCCCGAACUUCCAAAGCCUGUUUCCAAGUGGGCACCUCUGAGGAGAUGAAGACACUGCGAACAGAGUCAGAUGACUUGCACACCUUUCUUUUGGAGAUUAAAGAGACCACGGAGUCGCUUCAUGGAGAUAUAAGCACCCUGAAAACAACUCUACUUGAGGGCUUUGCUGGUGUUGAAGAAGCCAGAGAGCAAAAUGAAAGAAAUUGUGACUCUGGAUACCUCCAUUUGCUUUACAAAAGGCCACUGGAUCCCAAGAGUGAAGCUCAGCUUCAGGAAAUUCGGCGCCUUCACCAGUAUGUGAAAUUUGCUGUCCAAGAUGUGAAUGAUGUUCUAGACUUGGAGUGGGAUCGGCAUCUGGAACAAAAGAAAAACCAAAGGCAUCUGCUUGUGCCAGAGCGAGAGACGCUGUUUAACACCCUAGCCAACAACCGGGAAAUCAUCAACCAACAGAGAAAGAGGCUCAGUCACCUGGCAGACAGUCUCCAACAGCUCCGCCUCUACAACCAGACUUCCACAUGGACCCUUCCCUUGGCUGUUCCUUCACAGAACAGCACUCACAGUUUUGACAGUGACCUUGAAAGCCUGCGCAAUGCUUUAUUGAAAACCACCAUAGAAUCUCAUACCAGAUCCUUGCCCAAAGUACCAGCUAAACUGUCCCCCAUGAAACAGGCACAACUGAGAAACUUCUUGGCCAAGAGGAAGACCCCACCAGUGAGAUCCACUGCUCCAGCCAGCCUGUCUCGGUCAGCCUUUCUGUCUCAGAGAUAUUAUGAAGACUUGGAUGAAGUCAGCUCAACGUCCUCUGUCUCCCAGUCUCUGGAGAGUGAAGACGCCCGGGUGUCCUGCAAAGACGAGGAGGUGGUGGCCCAGUUCCCUCGGCAUGCCCCUGUGGUUCGCACUCCCUCCAUCCAGCCCAGUCUCUUGCCCCAGGCGACGACUUUUACUAAGUCUCACCUGGUUCAUGGUUCUUCACCUGGGGUGAUGGGACCUGCAAUGUCUACAUCUGCUAGCAAGAUAAUUCCUCAGGGGGCCGACAGCACAAUGCUUGCAACAAAAACUGUGAAACAUGGUGCCCCCAGUCCUUCCCACCCCAUGUCAGCUCCCCAGGCUGCCGCUGCUGCAGCACUCAGGCGGCAGAUGGCCAAUCAGGCACCAGCUGUAAACACUUUGACAGAAUCAACUUUGAAGAACGUCCCUCAAGUGGUCAAUGUGCAGGAACUGAAGAAUAAUCCAGCCACCCCCUCUGCAGCAAUGGGUUCUCCAGUGCCAUACUCUGCAGCCAAAACGCCUCACCCAGUGUUAACUCCAGUGGCUGCUAGCCAAACCAAGCAGGGGUCUCUAAUAAAUUCCCUAAAGCCAUCUGGACCCACACCAACAUCCAGUCAAUUGUCAUCUGGUGAUAAAGCUUCAGGGCCUGGGACAGCCAAGAUAGAAACAGCUGUGACUUCGACCCCAUCUGCUACUGGGCAGUUCAGCAAGCCUUUCUCAUUUUCUCCAUCAGGGACUGGCUUUAAUUUUGGGAUAAUCACACCAACACCGUCAUCUACCUUCACUGCCACACAAGGGGUGACACCCACCACCAAAGAAUCAAGCCAGCUCGACGCAUUCUCAUUUGGCGGGGGAGGCAAACCUUUUUAUGAGACCAUUCCUGAAAGCUCUUCACCCUCCACAGUCACAUCAGCAUCAGACACCACCCCAGGAGAGUCUGCCCCAUCUAACAGCAGACCUGCAGCACCUUCUGGAAUUGCUCUUUCCACCACCUCUAGCAAGCUGGAAAUGCCACUGUCCAAGUUGGGGGAGCUUCUGUUUCCAGGUUCUUUGGCUGGAGAGACUCUAGGAAGCUUUUCAGGUCUACGGGUUGGCCAAGCAGAUGAUUCUACAAAGCCAGCCAGUAAGGCUUCAUCCACAGGCCAGACUAGUGCCCAGCCAGCCAAGACUUCAAGUGUACAUUCAGGGUUUAGUUUUACUAACCCUCCAGCAUUAGGGAAGCAUGUGGAGCCUCCUGUGACCUCCUCUGUGACUGCGACCGCAGUAUCACCGCCAGCAGCCACCAGCACAAGUGCUGGCAGUUCCCCGACUGGUGUUUUUGGCAGUCUGUCACUCACCAGUGCGGGAUCCUCCGGGGUCAUUGGUUUUGGUGGGACAUUGCUAAGUGGUAGCAAGACUGGUUUUUCAUUUGGAAGCCAACAGACUAGUAGCACAGUGUCCCCCUCGGCUGCACCAACAACUACAGCUGCCACUUCCCUUCUGACAGCAUUCCCCACACUGUCAUUCAGUAGCCUUCUGAGUUCAACAUCUGCCCCUUCCCUGCCUGUGCCCUCUGGUAAAAGCACAGAGGAGGCCACAUCACCCACUUUGUCUGAGAAACCAGGCAGCAGUGAGGUCUCCACAUCCUCAUCACUUUCAGGGCAGCAGCCAUCAGCCCAGCUUCCCCAGGCUCCUCUGCACGCUUCUGACUCUGCUAAGAAAGAAUCUGCUCUUGCCCAGCCUGCAGUCAGCAACCUUGGCACCCCAGCACCUAGUCCCAGUCUCAUAGCACCUUCUGCAGAGGCCACUCCAGCAGCCACCACAGGCCCUGAUGUCAGGGCAGAGGCAGUAUCUCCUGCUCUCACCCUUCCAACCUCCGGGCAGAUGGCGGCCACAGCAGCGGCCGUCUCAAGCGCCGCAGGCCCUGUGACCGUUGAGACGUCAGGCACUUCCACCGCCUCCAGCACUGCUUCCAGUGUUGCUUCCGGCCCAGCCACAGAGGCAGCAGUGUUUGGGACUGUCGCCUCCAGCUCCUCGGUCUCUACACAGCCCCCGGCCGCCAGUGCUAGCUCAGCUUUCAGCCAGCUCACCAGCAAUGCAGCCACAGCCCCCUCCACCACCCCCGUGUUUGGGCAGGUGGCAACCAGCACUGCACCAAGCUUGUUCGGGCAGCAGACAGGCAGUGUAGCCAGCACAGCAUGCACCACACCACAGGUCAGCAGCUCGGGGUUUGGCAGUCCAGCCUUUGGCGCCUCUGCCCCAACGCCAGGGGUCUUUGGACAGACGCCCUUUGGACAGGCCCCAGCCUUUGGGCAGUCAACGAGCAGCCCUGCAGGCGGCUUUUCCUUCAGCCAGCCCGGGUUCAGUUCCGUGCCCGCCUUCGGCCAGUCGGCUGCCUCCACCCCCACAUCCACCAGUGGACAUGUCUUUGGUGCCUCCUCAAGUGCCAGUAGCUCCAGUUCCUUCUCCUUUGGACAGUCUUCUGCCAACACAGGAGCGGGGCUGUUUGGCCAAGGCAACCCUCCUGCUUUUGGUCAGAGUCCUGGCUUUGGGCCGGGAGGCUCCGUAUUUGGUGGGACCUCGGCUGCCACCACCACGGCAGCAUCCUCUGGCUUUAGCUUUUGCCAGGCUUCAGGUUUUGGGUCAAGUAAUACUGGCUCUGUGUUUGGUCAAGCAGCCAGUACUGGUGGAACAGUCUUUGGCCAGCAGUCAUCCUCUUCCAGUGGUAGUGUGUUUGGGUCUGGAAACACUGGACAAGGGGGAGGUUUCUUCAGUGGCCUUGGAGGGAAACCCAGCCAGGAUGCAGCCAACAAAAACCCAUUCAGCUCGGCCGGCGGGGGCUUCGGAUCUACAGCCACCCCAAAUGCCUCUAACCUGUUCGGAAACAGUGGGGCCAAGACAUUUGGUGGAUUCGGCAGCUCGUUUGGAGAGCAGAAGCCCGCGGGCACUUUCAGCUCUGGAGGAGGAAGCGUGGCGUCCCAAGGCUUCGGGUUUUCCUCUCCAAAUAAGACAGGUGGCUUCGGUGCUGCUCCAGUGUUUGGCAGCCCUCCUACUUUUGGGGGAUCCCCUGGGUUUGGAGGGGUGCCAGCAUUCGGUUCAGCCCCAGCCUUUACAAGCCCUCUGGGCUCGACGGGAGGCAAAGUGUUCGGAGAGGGCACUGCGGCUGCCAGCGCAGGAGGAUUCGGGUUCGGGAGCAGCAGCAACACCACGUCCUUCGGCACCCUCGCGAGCCAGAAUGCUCCCACAUUUGGGUCACUGUCCCAGCAGACCUCUGGAUUUGGGACCCAGAGCAGCGGAUUCUCUGGCUUUGGAUCAGGUGCAGGAGCAUUCACCUUCGGAUCAAAUAACUCGUCUGUGCAGGGGUUUGGCGGCUGGAGAAGCUGAGUGGGUGUCAGCGGCCGUUUCAGUUCUAUGACCAACUGCAUUUUCGGCUUCUCUUCACCAGGAAGUGCUAGAGCAGGCUGUUAAAGUGGACGUUCUCACUGAAAUACACAUCCCCAAAACAACAGAAACCAAAACUCAGAGAUGCCUGGUUGCUUAUUCUGUUGUGUUUUAUAUUUUGUGUUGAGUUUUCCCACUGCUAUUAAACUGUUGGUCUGUUCCGUA